This is a messenger RNA of Fusarium odoratissimum NRRL 54006, 2770 nucleotides long. RefSeq lists its product as uncharacterized. The transcript has 2 exons. Lineage: Eukaryota; Fungi; Ascomycota; Sordariomycetes; Hypocreales; Nectriaceae. Gene Ontology annotation, biological process: intra-Golgi vesicle-mediated transport. The record is from RefSeq and is a predicted model, not a curated record. The coding region runs from base 233 to 2134 and encodes 633 amino acids. Gene Ontology annotation, cellular component: TRAPPII protein complex; trans-Golgi network.
CAGACCAUUUCCCGUCGCGACAGCCAAAUGCGUGAUUACCUAAGGCAUUGAUAUCUAUCAGAGGGACCACGUCGCUUAGGGGCAUGAGCUGCAUUCCGACUUACACGGGUAAUCUAACAAAUCAAUGAUAGUUAAAAAGACGAGAUCCUUCAAGCGCGCGACUUGAAAGACCCAAUUCUACUCAGGUUAUCAGUUUUCUUCAUAACAGGCUCGGUUGAAUUCUCUGACUGAAAUGUCAGGCUCUGGCAACACCACCGACAGGGAGUCUAUACCCACGGAGGCUACUCAACAUGAGCCUGAAUCUCUCACUCAACUCAAAAGAAACCUAUUUAUUACCGACCCUACGACUGAGUUUGCUGAGCAGUCACACUUGUCGUAUCUUAUACCAGAGAAUACGAAUUUAGAUUUGGAAGCAGCUUUUAAGGAUGUCGAACCUGGGAAGUCAAUACUUGAUUCAAUCAAACGCAGGGAUACAUUAUUCUUCGAUGAGACGGUAAAUGUUCUUUUACUUCUCAAAAGCCCCUGGAAAGAUGAAGCAUCACUCCGCACUCACCUCAAUCGGCUAGUGAUAUCAGUCGAAGCCCAGAUCGUCAACAGCAAAACCCAUGGCAAGGAGAAUUCUACAACGGAUACCAUCUUCUCCGGUACAGUCCCAGAUAUUGAUGAUCCUUUCAUCAUCGUCAAGGGGGGGGAGGAGGAGGAGGAGGAGGAGGAAGAAGAAGAAGAGGACAGUAACGAUAGUGAAGAAAGUGGUGAUGAUGCCAACCUAGACCAAAGCGUUUUUGCUGUUUGGAAGUUACCCGUCUUUUUGAGUCGACCUCGUGCACGAAUCUCGGCACCAGCCAUCAUUUUCACCGCAUCCGCGAGCAUGAAACCUGAGGUUUCAACUGACCUCAUUGGAAAGGGGAGUGGUUACCUUCAGAGCGGUGUGCCCUCUGGCUUUAACCUGCUCGAGUCUUUCGGAAGCGAUGCUGCACUCGGCGGAGUGAAGCCUCGGUUGUCUGCACUGCGAGUAUCAAGAGUUACGCCCGUUACGCGCUCACAAGAUGUGACGAAGCAUAUACGAGCUCUGCCUCAGGUUCAGCACAAGAUCUUCCCUGUCGUCCACACGAGAAUCCGGUUUUCAAGACCGACUACAGCACCGACCAGCUCAGCCGUGAUCGCACUGCUUGAAGUUGACUUUACAUCUCAUUUCGAAUGCGAGGUAUCAUUAGAUCAAAUCGAACUUUCAAUUCUCGACGCUACUGUCGAAAACCUCAACAAUGACGCGGGUAUGCAGCUACCUCUUACCUGCGUGUCUCACGAUCAUAUUACGUUCCUCUAUCGCAUUGCUCCCCGUCAGCACGACGUUACAGUCAAAAACCCCAUGCGGGAACUGGACAUUCAAAUCUCCGCUACUGCUCAGGUUAUACCGGGCCGCUGCACGCCCAGUAUGAACAUGUCAUGGUCAACUCAGCUUGACUUUACUCUCCCAGUCAAUCCUGGCUAUGGAUCGGCAACUGCUGGAACUGGCAUUGUCCGUGCCCAUAGACCAUCGCAACUUUCUAUCACAGGCCAAGCAGUAAACCCCCUGGUAUCGCCAUCUAUCAUUCGUCCAGACGCCCUGCCCACUCUCGAGGCUGCCACAUCCAACACAGACGCUUCCAUUACAGAACUUGGCAUAACCAUGACCUUCACUGGCCCCUCUGAACCUGUCUACCCGGGGCAGGUCUUUUCUUGGACCGUCUAUAUCGUCAACCGUGCCACAGAAAAGAACUCUGCGCCUCCCCGCAAACUUGCCCUCGUUGCUAUUCCCAAGCGCCGGCGAGGCGAAGUUCGUAUGACACGGCCUCCCUCAGUGGGUGGUCGACGACAUGGUGAAAAAGACGUUGCCGAUGCGGUCACGGACGAAAACGUACUCCACGCAUUACAGAAGAACUCGUCUGUCGAGUCAACUGAUGUUGUUUGCUUAAGCGCUGAUACCCGUGUCGGUCCUCUUGCCCCAGGAGCUUGUCAUGUAGUCGAGCUUCAAUUUCUCGCGCUACAAGAAGGCGUUGUGGGCCUCGAGGCCAUGCGAGUUGUUGAUCUAGGGUCACAGGAGCAUGUCGAUAUCAGAGAUUUGCCAACUAUGUUGGUAGAGCCAGCAGCGGCAUAAGGUCUUUUCAUUCAAUCCAAAUGCAUUCAUGUUGAGCUAUCAUAUUACCUGUAUCGUGUGUCGUAUCUCUAAUAUCAUUGCCGAUACAAUAUUUCUUAUAAUGUUCCCAACGCCUUCUAACAGUGCUGAAACUCCUGCUGCAAUGAUGCAUGCCCCUCAUAAAAACACCGCUAAAUGUUCCGACAAGUAACUCAUAACAGGUCAUCUAGGUCGUCAUCCCAUCCUAAUUUCUCAUAUAUCGACACCGACUUAGCAGGCAUGGGCUUAGCCGCCUGGUUCUCCAUAUCUAUGUUCUUUGUUUUCAUACCCUUAACGGGCGUUGCCAAAAGCUCGUCGUUACGAGAAAAAGUGAAACUGACCUUUCUUUUUCGAUUCGUGACCCCACCCGGGUUGAACAGGUCGGCAGCGGACAUAGUUAGUCGUUCUAGAGACGGCGAUGAGGGCGGGAAUGGCAAAACGUCUUCAUCGUUCCUAGGCCGACGAAUGAAACUCGAUCCGGCCUUUGUAGGCGUGCUACCAAUCCUCUCAAUAUCAGGAGUUGGACUCUGACGGAAGCCAUCCCGCUGUGCUCCUCGGAGACCAGUAGAGGGAACCAUAGAGGGAAGGCUUGAAGGAGGAAUGACAUCUUCAGUGCUC